CGCGUACCGGAAGAAAAAUUAGCAAUAUGUGUUCGCGAUAAGAGGAGAUCGAUGCACUUUCGUUCGAAACGACAGCAAAUUACACGAGUUUCGGCGAUGUCGACAACAACGAGAGAUAAUUCAAGCACCCACGUAAAGAUUUUUCAAAACGGGACAGACGACGUUGAAUUCGAUGUAGAUAGAAGGAAAAAGAAAAAACGAAAGGAUUGAAUUUUUGCAAAAUGGGUUUGGGAAAAUUGUUGAGUUUCAAGAAAUCAAAACCGAAACAGGAUCCACCGGAGAAGAAGAAAGAUGCGCCAACUGAAAAACAGCAAACAGAAGCUACAAAAAUUAACAAAGCAAAUGUAGUUUACCCCUUUCACGAUGUAAAGGCGACUAGUUUUCCUCCUCCUCUGUCAAUAGACGCGUCGGUGUACACUGAUCCUAAAAAUUUAAAUACUGCACACUCUGAGAAUGAAAAGGUACCUGGAAAUUCUGAUAAAAAUGGUAAACAAGGCUUGCAGAAGAAUGACAAAGAGAAGGAGGAUAAAAUCAAAGAUAAAAUUGAGGAUAAAAUCGAGGAUAAAAUCGAGGAUGAUAAGAAAAGAUACUCCUUUGAACAUAAAGUUUGUGAUUCAAAAACUUGCACUAAGGAAAAAUGUAACUCAGAUACAUGUGUGAAGGAUAGAAUCGAUACUUUUAAGAAACCAAGUGACGUGACAGAUAAAAUUGGCCAGGAUAAAUUGACGGAAAUGAUCAAUAGUUCGAUCAAGGAAGCGAUGCAAACGAUCGUGAAGCAAUGUAGAAUGGACGAUGGAAAGGGACAGAAUAAACAAUUGAAAGAUGACAAAUUAGUAUGUAAUACAAAAGGUAAAUACGAGUAUAGAUCGCGUCGAAGGUCUCCCAAAAGUGGUUUAAAACCGAGUUACUUCCGGGAGAAGCACCAUGCUGUUCGUUCAAAAAGAAUGCACGAGGGAAAGAUAAAAGGUCACGAUAAGAAAGGCAUUGAGAUCGAAGGGACUGGGAGUAAAAAACACUCGAAAUUGACGAGCGAUUGUCGAACCGAUAAUCGUAGGAUGACCGGAAACGUGAAUAUCUAUAUCUGCUCGGAAACCAACGAAAAUACACAGCCAUGCAUAUCCAAAAAACCUGAGCAGCCGUGCACAGAAUCGAGUUCGGAAACAACCACGGACCAAUCGAAGAUAUGUUCGAGUAAACUUGUGACCUGCAUUCGAAACAAGCGCAGGAAAUUCAAAGAACAAAAAUCAUUGGAUCUUCUUCCGCAAAAAGAGGAAAGUAGCGACAACAGCAACAUAUCCAGCCUCGUUUCGAAAUCCACAGAUUCUAACAUCGUGAUAGGAGAAGAAAGUAACGAUUUCCUUGUGUGCAAGGAUACAGAGUCUACUUUAACCGAAUGCGAAUGCAAGGACAGUAGCAACAGCGAUGCAACGAUAAAUGGAUCGGAUGAAUUUUUCAGAAGAUCGAAGUACGUCGUGUGUGAUAGCAUAGAAAAGCCUUGUUCCACGAUUUAUCCUUCGAAAAUUAAUUCGAAAUCAGACACCGAUGAAUGGUCGUCGAAAUCAAUCUGCAGCAGUCGAAACGAUGAUUACACCUCUCUGGAUCGACAACGAGGAAUCGUGUUGUGUGAUAAAAAGCCUGAAUUUGACUACAGUAAUUAUAAUAAAUUGAAAGAGGGAAGGAAGUUCCCGAAGGCUUGCAGAUGUCGUAAACAAAAUCGGGAACCCAUUGGUGAUAGACGGUGCAGUUGUGGUGGAAAGAGACGAAGGGCGAUGGAAAAAGAGAAUUUUGUUCAGCCAUUGUCAACCUGCGCUUGUAUUGCUGAAGAAGAAGAGGAGGAUGUGUGUAUGGAUGUUGAAACUUAUAAGAAAUCAGUGGAAGAUCCGGUAAGCGUUUGUCGAGAUGCUUCUAAGAGUUUAGAAGAACCUGUAGAAAAAUUUGUAGCGUGUACCAAAAAAAGUGCUGGGAAAGAGAAAGAAAAGGAAAGUGAACAAAUUGAUGAAGAAACAGAGGAAGAGAAGAAAGAAAAUUUAGAGAAAGUGCCAGCUCCUCCAUCGACGCCUCGAAAAUUGAUAAGACCCGAAGCUUUGAUGCUAAAAAAUAUUUUAAAGCAGCAGAAUAAGCUAGCUGCGCAAACUAUUGAUCAAACUAAUACUAAUCAAGCUCCAAUGACAAAACCAAAUGCAAUAGAAAAUAAAAUGAAUCCGUCGAGUAACAAUGCAAAUAAUUCUCAAACGAAAGCUGAGCCAGCAUUUUUAAAACGAUUCAACCUGAAGGAGCAGCAUAAAUUUAUAAAAAAAUCAGAGAUUGAAAAAGAACAGACCCUUUCACAGAAACCGGAAGACAAAACGCAGGAACUUAAAGAGAAUGAAGAAGAUAAAGGUGCCAGGAAGUCCUUCCAGGAAAAAGUGAGGAGUAGCAUGCUCUAUAAGAGUUUCAGAAAAGUUCUCGAGAAAAAGGAAAGUCCAGAAAGAAAAUCUAAGGAGGAAGAUAAGGUCGGUGAAGAUACGAAGGGCAGCGCCAACAAAAAAGCAAGAGUUGAUGGCGAUCGGUUACCCAAAGAUUCUAAAGACACGAAAGAGAAAGAAAAAUUCUUUCAUAAAAUGAUGAAAGGGAAAAAGAAUAAGCAUGAAACAAACAUUUCACAGAAGAUUUCUGAAAAUGAUGCUGAUUCCAAGCCUGUUGAAUCAAUAAAGAUUGAAGAAGAAAAAAAAAAUAUGAAAGAGGAAACUUCUGAUAUUAAAGAAAAGGAAGAAAAGGCAAAAUUAUCGACCACGAUGGUUAAUAACAAACCUUCUCCUCCUUCAAUUAAAGAUACUAAAGUUGAAGAAAUGAAACAGAUAAAUCCUGAAAAAUCUGAAAAAGUAUCUGAGUCUCGGGAACCUAGACCAGCAAAGGACCCAGAAAUUCGACAGAAACCCGAUGACCGAGAAACAAAGAAACCAGAAACUCGAAAAUCUGUGAUGGAAGACAAAUGUAUAAAAAUUGACCUACCUUCUGAAGCACCUAAUGUGUGCGCCCAAUGCGUACGAAGGAAGUCAUUAAAUCAAGAAUCGAAACAAUGUUUGCAGAUUCACGUAUCAGAACCCCAUACAACCUGUGUGAAUCCAAACUUUAUAAGGUGUACAGAUAUUAAUGAAAAUUGUACCGUGGGUAAUGAGAGCAGAUGCACAUGUUAUUUACCAAUGUCACAGAGCACUAAUGAAUGUAUAAAUCAUCCGAAGAGCUGUUUGAAAAAAGAGAGACAGUUCCGUUGUCCGAAUUCUCAGGAAACCAGUGCUUCGAUUCCUUGUUACGAUAAGAGGAACUGGGCAGAGUGUGGGUGCAGAAGGGUGCUCUGCUGCGAGGAUUGUCGUAGGCCAAGGGCCGAGUGCAGUUGCAGGUCCACCUAUGUGCCCUGCGCUAAUUGUUGCAAACCGAGAAGCAAGUGCUCGUGCAAAUCAAUUUGCAAAACCAGAAGCACCUGCGGACACAUGAGGUCGAUGUUUUGUCUAUAUUGCGACAAUCCUCGGGAAACGUGUACGUGCAGAGCGCCGUUGAGAAAAUGCUCGUACUGCGAACUGUCGAUGGACCUGUGCAGGUGCGAGGAACGGAAGACGAUUUGCGAUGGAAGACCGGUCUUGACCGAGGCCGAUAACGAUCGCACCAUGUACGUUACCGCGUGGAAACCGAGGGAAGAGAUACGACGUUACUUCUCGAGAAACUUGGACGUUCUUCGAACCGAUUCUAUCAAUGAAUGCUGGUGCCAUGAAAAGCUGAAACACCACAACUCCGAUGACCUUCCUUAUCAACGUUUGAGCGUCUUCUCUGACGUGAUGGACGAGCUGCAGCAGAAGUUGAGCGAGUCUUCGUGCUGCACUCGUUGCAGGAAGAUUCCCUGUUGCUGCAAUCCUAACGAGGGAAAGAUAAAAUGCUGUGUCAGUCCUAAAACAAGACGAAAGCUGGUAGCAGUAUGCAUGGAGAAGCCAAAGGUUAAAUCACUGGGCAAUUACAAGUGUGACACGGGCAAGGAAAAAAGCGAUAGACCAAGAAAAAUAAUAGUAUCCCUCUGUUGCGAGUGCAAAUCUACACCGUGCAGAUGCAAAAAGUCUAAAUCGAAUCAGAAGAAACCAAGAGCAAAGUGUUAUUAUUGUAAAAGCUCGCCUUGCAUCUGCAUUGCGACCGGAGAAUGCAACAAACCGAGGCCGUGCAGGUGUAAUGAUUCACCUUGUCGCACGAAAGAGAAGGAAAAGGCACUGCGUGGAAAAACAUCCACGAAACCAAAGAACAAUGACGAAAAGAUAAUUUGUGUGCGGUAGAAAGUCACCUGUGAUUAUUUAACAGAAGAACACAUUCGUAUAUCGUCGAAACGAUCUAGUAACUGACAAUGAGAUCUUGACACGAUAGCUGAGGGAUUUUAUAGCUUUGAUGAUAAACAAAAGAAAGAUUGAUAAGCUGUUAUUUUGUUUUUAUUUUUGUAUGCGAUUAUUUAACCCCACAACACGUAUUAUAAGGAAAUGAUCUGGUAAUCGGGAUCUGAGAUCAAUUAAUGAUGAUUUGUAAAUGAUAAAAAAGUAGGAAUAUUACCAUGAUUUUCCAUGAAUUAAAACUAUUUACCGUGUUUAUUGAACGCGUUCUUGAAUAUGAUUCUAAAGAUUUUAGUCAUCAAAGGCAUUCAAGUAAUAUUGAUUUUACAAAUUAUGUAAUUUUGAUAAUGUUCCCUUAAUUUAAGAUUAAAACACUUUGUGUUUCAUUUAAGAAUAGAUAGAAGUCUAGUUUCAUUCAGCUUCCUUUCAAAUCUUUCCCCAUUCCAUUGACAUAUUUCUUCGCUAUUACGUUAAUCAGAAUGUACGUGCGAAAUAUUACAAAAUUGAUUAUGUGAAUCGUAGCGAUAUCAUCGAAGCAAAUAUUUAACUGUUCGAAGGUGGUAUGCGUUUAUCUCGUAUCGUUUUUUAUAUCAAAAAAUAACAGCAGUUGCUGUACACAAUGGUAGGUAUGUUGUUUUUUGAAUCAUAUAACAGCUGUAAAUUAAAAUGAAAGGCAUACGCGUGCGUGAUAAGAAACCCGAAAUUAUUCCGGUCGAAGGUAGUGGAAUUAAAAACAAAUUAAUGUCACGAGUUUCGGAAAAAAUGACGGAACAGUGCAAAUAAUUUGAAACUAAGAUAAAUUGGGAUAACAAAUUCUAAUAUUGAUUAUAAGAAAAUAUAAAAUAACGAGAACUUUCUGUCACAAAACCUUUCCUGUUUGAAAUCAUUAGGGAUAAAGGAUAUCCUAUAAUUAAAAUAUAUUGAUUUUCGAACUAUGGACCAUGGGUCAACUGUGACCUAGGACCUACGAAAUAUAUAUGGAUAUUUGCUCAUUGCAAGUCAAUAUUUAAAGCAAUAAUCUAAAAUUUUUAAAAUAAAAAUAAGAUUUAUAUUAUUGCUGUCUUAACACUUCGUCUUCCAAGGGUUAAUUAUUCCGUCCAUAUAAGAUUUAAAGGAACUUCGCUGUGCCCUCCCAUAAAUCAUUAGUUAAUGAAUUAUAUAACAGCGCAA
Molecule: messenger RNA, 5513 nt
Organism: Osmia lignaria (orchard mason bee)
Lineage: Eukaryota; Metazoa; Arthropoda; Insecta; Hymenoptera; Megachilidae
Source: RefSeq, a predicted model, not a curated record